AAUUUCUUAAUGAGGUAGGAUAAAAUAAUCACACAAUUGGGAUUAAUAAAGUUGGGGGCUUUGUCCAUAAAUAGCUUAACACCCCUCUAUCCCAAACACCACCCGUACUUCUUUAAUAGCAUCUCUUAAUUUCUUUCAAAGCAAAGAAGUAUUUGGUCUUUCUUCUUCUGGUUUCCAAAGUUCUCAACUUUGUCGCGAUAUCAUCAAGAAAACAUUACAAAAAUGGCCAUCAGAAAAUCAAACAAGCUAUCACAAGCUGCAGUGUUGAAGCAAAUUGUAAUAAGGUGUUCGAGUUUGGGAAAGAAGCACGACUUUUACGACCAAGAUUACUACCUUCCCAUUGACGUACCUAAAGGACAUUUUGCAGUUUAUGUGGGAGAGAAUCGAACUCGAUACGUCGUACCAAUUUCCCUCUUAACUCAUCCUGAAUUUCAGUGUCUCCUUCAUCGUGCCGAAGAAGAAUUUGGCUUCGAUCACGACAUGGGCAUCACCAUUCCGUGCGAAGAAGUCGUUUUUCGAUCGUUAACUUCUAUGAUCCAGUAGUACAUAAGUAUUUGAAAAGAUGAAAUUAAAAGAGUGAAUAUUAGGUGUAAGGUUUUGUAAUUUGUAGUGAAAAAAGAUGGGCUAGCUCGGGAUAAAGCAGUUUGAUAUUUUUUUUUUUGCCUAACAUUUUUCUUCACUCUAUUUUUUUUGUUGGUAUUUUUGUUUGUAAAUUUCCUCUGACGACCCUGGUCUAGGAACCACAUGGUUUAGACUAUUAGUAGUGUUUUUAUGGGUCAGAAUCAGAUUUAUAUAAGAACUUAGGAAAUUUUUCCUUGCAGUGGUGUUUUGUUUUUUGCAUCUUCUGAGAGGAGAAUAUAUCUCAAUCUAUGUACCAUUUUCGAUUCAAAUGUCUCUCAAUAUAUUUGCAUAUUUACUGUA
This is a messenger RNA of Nicotiana tabacum (common tobacco), 921 nucleotides long. The record is from RefSeq and is a predicted model, not a curated record. Lineage: Eukaryota; Viridiplantae; Streptophyta; Magnoliopsida; Solanales; Solanaceae.